This is a messenger RNA of Nicotiana attenuata, 1118 nucleotides long. RefSeq names its product MADS-box protein CMB1-like. The record is from RefSeq and is a predicted model, not a curated record. The transcript is spliced from 8 exons. The coding region runs from base 137 to 856 and encodes 239 amino acids. Lineage: Eukaryota; Viridiplantae; Streptophyta; Magnoliopsida; Solanales; Solanaceae. Gene Ontology annotation, cellular component: nucleus. Gene Ontology annotation, biological process: positive regulation of transcription by RNA polymerase II. Gene Ontology annotation, molecular function: RNA polymerase II cis-regulatory region sequence-specific DNA binding; DNA-binding transcription factor activity, RNA polymerase II-specific; protein dimerization activity.
AAGAAGCAGAAGAUAUGGACUCUAGAUAGGCUUUUUAACUGCAAAAAGAUACAGUUCUUAUUAGAGUUCAUAUAUUUGAAAGCUUUUUCUCAAAUAUUUAUAUUUAUUUGAGAAAAAAAAAAAGGAAAUUAGUAUAAUGGGAAGGGGAAGGGUAGAACUGAAGAGAAUAGAAAACAAGAUAAACAGGCAAGUUACUUUUGCUAAGAGAAGAAAUGGACUUCUGAAGAAAGCUUAUGAACUUUCAGUUCUGUGUGAUGCUGAAGUUGCUCUUAUUAUCUUCUCUAACCGCGGCAAGCUCUAUGAAUUCUGCAGCAGCUCAAGUAUAUCCAAGACACUGGAGAGAUAUCACAGAUGCAGUUACUCCAACCUUGAAGCUGGCCAAUCUUCAACCGAUUCUCAGAAUAGCUACCAGGAAUAUACGAAGCUGAAAGCAAGAGUGGAAGUGCUACAACAGUCUCAAAGGCAUAUCCUUGGAGAAGACUUAGGACAAUUAAACAUAAAAGAGCUGGAACAGCUUGAGCGCCAACUGGAUUCAUCUUUGAGGCAAAUAAGGUCAAGAAGGACGCAAAACAUGCUUGAUCAACUUUCUGAUCUUCAACAAAAGGAACAAUCUCUUCUUGAAAUCAAUAGAUCCUUGAAGAUAAAGUUGGAUGAAAACUAUGUAGCCAACCAAACUCAUUGGGAUACUGGAGAACAAAAUAUACAAUUUAGACAUCAACCUGCUCAGCCUCAGGAGUUUUUUCAGCCUCUGCAGUGCAAUAAUACAAUGCCAAACAGGUACAAUCAAGCGCCAUGGGAUAACAUAGAACAAUCAACACAGAAUGCUACUGGAGUUUUACCUGGAUGGAUGCUUUGAUGGUUGGAGCUAAAGGGGAAUCAAAUUCACUUACCCUACCUUUUACAAGAAAUUAAGUUAAUGCAGUUUGAGAAUGGAAAAGAAAAAUUAAUAAAUGUAACUUUUCCCAUACAUACAAUUCAAGUAUCAGACUUUCAAAAGACUACUGCUGGCAUGAUUAGUAAACUAGUUAAUGAGUACGCAAAGCAUAACCAUAUAUGUCAUGUAAUAAGUCAAAUUACAUCUUUAAUUUUAAUUUAGACUCGUUGUUCUUGUUUCAGUU